Molecule: messenger RNA, 1384 nt
Organism: Momordica charantia (bitter melon)
Lineage: Eukaryota; Viridiplantae; Streptophyta; Magnoliopsida; Cucurbitales; Cucurbitaceae
Product: phytochrome-interacting ankyrin-repeat protein 2
Biological process (GO): protein K6-linked ubiquitination
Cellular component (GO): BRCA1-BARD1 complex; BRCA1-A complex
Molecular function (GO): protein binding; ubiquitin-protein transferase activity
Source: RefSeq, a predicted model, not a curated record
AGUCCAACCGAAAUCCACUCGAUGCUCUCUCUUGUUUCCCUCGCUCUGCCAUUUCUCUCGAGCCUAAAAAAAAUUCCCUUUCCUUCUAGGGUUUCGAUAAUCUAAUCAGGGCACCCGCUCCUCGUUUCUGUCAUGUUUCCCUUGAGUUUCGUCCGAUUCAAAGCAGGAUUUCUCUAAUCACACCCAAAAAUCCCCUCCUCACGCAUUUUUCUACCCCGACUCCGAAACCCCAUUUGUUCGUUCUUCAAAUUUUCGCUCGCAUAUCAUCGUUCAAGUGGGUUUCGCAUCAAUUAUGAUUACAAUCUUUAAGCCCUUUAUGACAUUCAUCGUAAUCGUUCUCAAUCUUCGUGUCUUUGGCCCUGGAUUGAAUCCCUUUGCACCCUACUGCGUGGCUCAUCAUUCUAUUGCUGCUUCUCGCUAAUUAUCUUCGCUUUCGGUUUUCCCAUCAAUCCACUUAAAGAAUUUUAAUUUUGCUUUGGUCUUCUUCCUGAGAAUCAUGUAAUUCUUGUGUCUUUUUGGGUUCUGGGUUUGUUGUCGUAGCCAUAUUUCGAACGAUAAUUUUUCGAGGACGAUUGAUUCUUACCGUUGUGGAAUUUGAGGGGAGUUCUGUUUGUAGUUUCUGGUUUGUGGUUUUACGAACUAUUACGAUUGGGGGCGUUCUAGUUGAUUGAAGGGUAAUAGAACAUGCCCCAGGAACAGAGGAGCCCGAUUAGUCGAAGCCUUUCAAGAAGGCGUUCAUUCCGAUAUGAGGAAUUCAAUACGGAUGACAGGGGAUGGACUUCACUCCACAUUGGUGCGCGAAAGGGUGAUCUCAAAGAGGUGAAACGUCUGCUCAACGAAGGAAUGGAUGUGAAUGCAAUAGCAUGGGGCCCCAAAUCAAAGGGGCUGACCCCCCUCCACCUUGCUGCCGAGGGUGGGCAUCUUGAAGUAAUGGAUGAAUUGCUUGAACGUGGUGCCAACAUUGAUGCUAGAACUAAAGGUGCUUGUGGCUGGACACCUCUGCACAGUGCAGCCAAAGAGAGGAGGAAGAAAGCCGUGAAGUUCCUAGUGGAGAAUGGGGCGUUCUUGCCAGACGACAUCAACGACUGCAGAUUUAAUCCCCCCCUACACUACUGUCCGGGUCUCGAGUGGGCGUACGAGGAGAUGAAGCGUCUUCAACACGAAUUUGUUUCGUCUGGAGAGACAUCUUGCAGUUCUGAGAGCUGAAAACCCGUUCCAUCCCCCUUCGUGAUGCUGUUAAGUGUUUGAUUCUGUUUUUAUGAAGACAUCUAUCUUAAAUUUGUAUGUGUGUGUGUUCUUCUAUGGAUUAUGGAACUCUACUUUUGAAGUGUGUUGUGAUGAAACCUUAAACUAAACUUAAAACUGUGUUGUGUGUUUGUGAAAA